Schistocerca serialis cubense is the source of this 3508-nucleotide messenger RNA. RefSeq names its product 2-hydroxyacyl-CoA lyase 1 (gene Hacl). The transcript is spliced from 12 exons. Gene Ontology annotation, molecular function: catalytic activity; thiamine pyrophosphate binding; magnesium ion binding. Gene Ontology annotation, cellular component: peroxisome. Bases 204 to 1919 code for a protein of 571 amino acids. Gene Ontology annotation, biological process: fatty acid alpha-oxidation. NCBI's taxonomy places the organism in Eukaryota, Metazoa, Arthropoda, Insecta, Orthoptera, Acrididae. The record is from RefSeq and is a predicted model, not a curated record.
CAACUGUCAAGUAAUAACGGGCAACAGGUGCGAACUGAAGACAGGUUCAGCCAAUCAGCUGUUCUUGUUUGUACACGUUCCCGUGUUGUUAUGCUUGCUGGUGGAAGUGAGUGUCAUGCUUGAUUAGAUAACGCAUAAUGACGUCUUACUGAAGUUCGUUUUUGCAGUAGGGCAAAGUGUUUAGGCCUUUGGAUGCAAGAAAAAUGACUGACACAGAAGAAAUAGAUGGAAAUACUAUUCUGGCAGAAGCCUUGAGAGACCAGGGAGUGCAAUAUGUUUUUGGAAUCGUUGGCAUCCCUGUUGUGGAGCUGAGCAUGAGCCUACAGCAGGCAGGAUUGCACUAUGUUGGCAUGAGAAAUGAACAAGCAGCUUGCUAUGCAGCUCAAGCUGUUGGCUUCCUCACUGGUCGACCAGGUGUUUGCCUUGUGGUCUCAGGGCCUGGCUUGCUUCACUGUACUGGUGGUAUGGCAAAUGCACAGAUUAACUGCUGGCCAUUGAUAGUGAUUGGUGGUUCAGCUCCUCAAGAUCAUGAAGGGAUUGGUGGAUUUCAAGAAUGUCCUCAGGUAGAACUGAGCCGCCCAUAUUGCAAAUAUGCUGCUCGCCCACCAAGUCCUUCACUCAUUCCACUACACGUUGAAAAAGCAGUUCGCCUCUCUGUUUAUGGAAGACCAGGUGUGAGCUACCUGGACUUCCCAGGAAACCUGCUUAUUCAACGUGUGCCACGGGACACUGUGGGUUGGAUGCCACCUUGUGCCAGUCCACCUGUUAUCUAUCCAGAUCCAGACCUUAUUCAGAUUGCUGGCCAAUUGCUGACCAGUGCAAAACAUCCACUUGUAAUAGUCGGCAAAGGAGCAGCAUAUGGAAAGGCUGAGCAUGCAGUUAGAGAACUGAUUAAAGCUACGUCCUUACCAUUUUUGCCAACUCCAAUGGGGAAAGGUGUUGUGAGUGACACUGACGAACACUGUGUUGCAUCUGCAAGAACAUUUGCACUUCAAAAUGCUGAUGUCAUACUGCUACUUGGUGCCAGACUCAACUGGAUGCUACAUUUUGGACGACCACCCCGUUUUGAUGCUGCAGUGAAGAUAAUACAGGUUGAUAUUUGUGCUGAAGAGCUUCAUAACAGUGUAGCUUCUGCAGUAGCCAUUCAGUCUGAUGUCCGAGUUGCAGCAACACAACUGGCAACACUUCUCCGAUCAAAAGCAUGGAAGCUUCCUAAGACAAGUAACUGGUGGAAGUUGUUGGACAAAAAGUGUUCUGACAACAAGAAAUCUGUACAGGCUAUGUGUUUGGACACAACAGUUCCACUGAAUUAUUAUACAGUUUUUCAUCAUAUUCAGGAACUUAUUCCAAAAGACUGCAUCAUUGUGAGUGAAGGUGCCAACACAAUGGAUAUAGGAAGAUCAGUUCUUUCCAACAUUCUUCCGAGGCACAGGUUGGAUGCUGGCACAUUUGGAACAAUGGGUGUAGGACUGGGAUUUGGUAUUGCUGCUGCCUUAUGGUGCAGAACAAAUUCACCAAGUAAACGAGUCGUGUGUGUUGAAGGAGAUUCUGCUUUUGGUUUUUCUGGGAUGGAAAUAGAAACAAUGUUCAGGUACAAACUGCCAGUGAUAAUAAUAAUUGUAAAUAACAAUGGAAUAUAUGGUGGGUUUGAGAAAGAAUUCUUCAAAGACUUACAGGAAGCUGGAGAAAUUACAAAAGUGACUCCACCAUCUGCUCUGUCAGUAAAUGCUCGAUAUGAUAAAAUGAUGGGCAUAGCUGGAUAUGAUGGUUAUUAUUGUACAACUGUGCAACAGCUCCAGAGUGCUGUCCGGAAUUCGCUAAUGGUGAAUGACCGACCCAGUAUUAUCAAUGUCUCCAUCAAUCCAUCAGCAGAUCGCAAACCACAAAAUUUUGGUUGGCUGACUGAAUCUAAGCUCUGAGAUUCAGCUUUCUUGAAAUUUGUGUGCUGCAUGGGUACUUUUGCAAUGUGCUGAGUUAGGAAGUCUUUGUAUAUUAUGAUACAACUGUUACAGAUAUGUGAUAUUUAGAAUAUCUGUGACUAAAAAGUAUUAUAUUUAAUUGGGAUCCAAUUUAUGUGAAUGUGGUUACAUAUAUAUAUAAGGACAAUUUUUAUAUGAUUAAAUUUAUUAUGUUUUGCUAUGGUGACAUCAGAAAAAAGACAAUAUAAAAAAUUACAAUUCAAUAACUAGUAACAAAAAGGUAUUAAAAGUACAUGACAUAUUUAAGGCAAUGAAUUUCAUGCAACCACCACACCAUGGUCAUGUUUGUCUGCAUACCAAGGUGGGCUACAUAUGUAAACUUUGUGUCAUGCAGAGUAGAUGUCAACUAGUUACUUUUGGCACUUUGUUCAUGGAGGCACAUCCAGCUGGUAACUUGGUACAAGCAGAAAUUGUAUGCUGUGGAAACAAUCUGAAUAUACACUUAGCUCCAACUGAAAACACCAGAUGGAAAACAUUCGCAGGUGACCCCUUGUUUCUUCAUGUGGGUAUGGUGUUAGAACACUUGAUAAGUAAAUUACAGACCCAUGAUGUGGCGUGAUGGAAUCAGCUAAGAUAGGUAGAAAUUUAACAGGUAGAUGACUUCCGGCUAAUAUACUGUCAUCGGUCAGACGCCCUUGACAGCACCAGGAAUACAGCAGUACCACAGACAUAAUUUCUUUAUGGUUCUGAACUGUGGCAGUGACCUUGUUCAUUAGUGUAUUUUUCAUACUGAUCAUGAAUUGUUGUGCCUUUUUGUUCUGGUACAUGUUAAAACAACUACUGUUCUUAUUAGUUGAGUUGGAAGUUUGUAUAACAAUAGGGUCAAAAAUAGCAAGAGACUGUUCAAAGGAGUAGCACAGCCAGCUUUACCAUCUCUUGCAUUUGUGUAUAUUUACAAUUUGUAAUAAUUAUCAAAUCAACAUGAAUACCAUUCAAGUUGAGCAAGGUGACUUUACUCUGUGUACAUACAACCAGAUAUCUGUUCAUGUACAACAGAUUUCUUAUCUUUUGUCUGGACAUAUCAUUCUAGGAUAAAAAAAAGUAGCUCACGUCUGCCAGUUCCAAUGAAGGUUUUUGGAUGGUUUCUUUUGUUUGUAAGGCAAAUGCUAGAACUGGUACUCCUGAAUAUCCCCCAUGCAGAUUCCCCCUGGCCCCUUAACAGCUCACCUGGUAUAGGUCAGAAAAGCCCUUUCGAGGUAGAAAAAAACUAUUAACCAUUGUACUGUCUCACAUCAGAAGUAUCGAGCAAGUUAAAAAAUAGCAAUGAUGUUACUUUAGGCAAUAGUUGUGAAAAUAUGCUUGGACUUUACCAAUGUUGUCAGUGAUUCAGGUGAUGGAAAUGUGAGAAUUUGCUUUAAAACGACAGCAAUUCAUUAUUUCUUUUGUAGCAAGGUGACAGUUUCAUGCACGACAUUGCUGUGAACUGUCAAUGUUCUUGCAUUUGAGUACAGUGCAUCCUGCCUUUUUCUUCAAUGUGCUGAGUACCACAUCUUCACUAAGACAUGCUGAAAUAAACAAACUAUUUAGAA